Molecule: messenger RNA, 1035 nt
Organism: Spathaspora passalidarum NRRL Y-27907
Lineage: Eukaryota; Fungi; Ascomycota; Pichiomycetes; Serinales; Debaryomycetaceae
Exons: 1
Coding region: 1-1035 (344 amino acids)
Biological process (GO): vesicle-mediated transport; mitotic spindle elongation
Cellular component (GO): Golgi membrane
Source: RefSeq, a predicted model, not a curated record
AUGCCUAGACUUCAUACCAACUCAGAUGUGCACUUCAUAUCUCCAACGAAUACAUCAGCGAGUGGCAUGACUUCUCUUCAGAGACUCAUAGCACAACGUAUGAACACGGUCGUACAAUUCACCCACCACUCAAGUACAUGGUACGCCAAGCAAUCCUCGUUAACACAGGUUGCGCUUGGUAUAUUCGUGGUUCUUGCUACCACCGCAUUUAUUCUUAUGCUUAUAUUCCAUGCUGACAUUAUCAAAUUCCUCAUUUAUGUUUCUGACCAAUGGCACUCACUAAAGUACGGUUCAGUGAUACUUUUCAUACUUGUAUUCAUGGUUGGAUUCCCUCCACUUAUUGGGUUUACCGCAUUGUCCAUGCUUACCGGUAUGAUCUACGGAUUCCCUCAAGGGUGGCCCUUGCUUGCUCUGGCUUCAGUUUUAGGAUGCAUUGCUUCGUUUUUCAUAUAUCGUUAUAUUCUCCAAGCACAUGCACAAAGAUUCACUAAUAAAAAUGAAACUUUCCGAGCCUUGGGAGAGUGCAUGACCGAUGAUAACUCCUUAGUGUUAUUGGUGUUGAUUCGAUUAUGUCCAUUGCCGUAUUCCUUAUCCAAUGGUGCGUUAUCCUCGAUCCCUAACCUAUCAGCUAGCACGUACAUUAUAGCUACUGUUAUUACUUCCCCGAAAUUAUUGAUUCAUUUGUUUGUAGGACACAAGUUGAAACUGUUGGGUGAUGAAACAAGAAGUGGAACAACAAAAUUUGUUGAUUUGUUGAGUAUAUUAAUUACUCUAACGGCAGCUAGUGCCACAGCAUAUAUCAUAUAUUUCAAGAUGCAAAAGAAGUUGGCCAGUUAUCAUCAACGUCGUUAUGUUAAUGACGAUGUAUUAGUGUUUGGUAACUUUGACGAUGAUUUAGAGAUGAAUGAGAAUACUACUGAGGUGGAAUUAAACUCCGCUGACUUCGAUGCAGACAAUUUCAUUAUCGAAGAUGAAGAUUUCGAACAUGAACAUGAACAUAUACCAGAACAUAAUAAAGAUGUGCUGUCCAAAUAA